Grus americana (Whooping crane) is the source of this 2140-nucleotide messenger RNA. It is a transcript of the gene DEF8, whose product is annotated as differentially expressed in FDCP 8 homolog. Lineage: Eukaryota; Metazoa; Chordata; Aves; Gruiformes; Gruidae. The coding region runs from base 41 to 1450 and encodes 469 amino acids. The record is from RefSeq and is a predicted model, not a curated record. The transcript is spliced from 11 exons.
GCAGCCGGGGGGCGGCGGGCGGCGCUGCGGGCGGGCGGCGAUGGCGUACGACGAGCGGCUGGCCCGUUUCCGCCAGGCCCACCUCAACCCCUUCAACAAGGCCCCCGAGCAGCAGGAGCGUCCCGACGGGGGGGUCCCCGCCCCAGCCCGCCAGCCGGAUCCGUCCCCAGGGGACCCCGAGGGCGCUCUGGACCUGGGCCUGGCUGAGGACCACUUCUCCCGCCCCGUGGGCCUGAUCCUGGCGUCGGACGUGCAGCAGCUGCGCCAGGCCAUCGAGGAGUGCAAGCGGGCGAUCCUGGCGCUGCCCGAGCACUCGGAGCGGCAGAAGGACGCGGUGGUGCGGCUCAUCCACCUCCGCCUCAAGCUGCAGGAGCUGAAGGACCCCAGCGAGGAUGAGCCCAACAUCCGGGUGGUCCUGGAGCAUCGCUUCUACAAGGAGAAGAGCAAGAGCGUGAAGCAGACGUGUGACAAGUGCAGCACCAUCAUCUGGGGCCUCAUCCAGACCUGGUACACCUGCACAGGCUGCUACUACCGGUGCCACAGCAAGUGCCUGCCGCUGGUGAGCAAGGUCUGCGUGCGGGCCAAGGUCAGCCACCAGGCCGAGUACCAGCUCAGCAUCUGCCCCGAGAGCGGGCUGGACAGCCAGGACUACCGCUGCGCCGAGUGCCGUGCCCCCGUCUCCCUCCGGGGGGUGCCCAGCGAGGCCCGGCAGUGCGACUACACCGGCCUCUACUACUGCAGCAGCUGCCACUGGAACGACCUGGCCGUCGUGCCCGCCCGCGCCAUCCACAACUGGGACUUCGAGCCCCGCAAGGUGUCACGCUGCAGCAUGCGGUACCUGGCGCUGAUGGUGUCGCGGCCCGUGCUGAAGCUGCGGGAGAUCAACCCGCUGCUCUUCAACUACGUGGAGGAGCUGGUGGAGAUCAGGAAGCUGCGCCAGGACAUCCUGCUCAUGAAGCCCUACUUCAUCACCUGCAAGGAGGCGAUGGAGGCGCGGCUGCUGCUGCAGCUGCAGGACCGGCAGCAUUUUGUGGAGAACGAUGAGAUGUACUCGCUGCAGGACCUGAUCGACAUCGAGGCCGGGCGCCUGAGCUGCUCCCUGACGGAGAUCCACACGCUCUUCGCCAAGCACAUCAAGCUGGACUGCGAGCGCUGCCAGGCGAAAGGCUUCGUGUGUGAGCUCUGCAAGGAGGGCGACGUGCUCUUCCCCUUCGACAGCCACACCUCCGUCUGCACCGACUGCUCCGCCGUCUUCCACAGGUACGGCACGCGCCGGGGACGGCCGGGCCCGCCGGUGCGGCUGGAGCCGGUGUGGUGGGGUGACCCGGCGCUGUCCCCUCCCCGCAGGGACUGCUACUACGACAACUCCACCACCUGCCCCAAGUGCGCCCGGCUGAGCCUGCGCAAGCAGUCCCUCUUCCAGGACUCCGGCACCGAGGCAGAGCCCUAAGCGGGGGGACCCAGCCCCACGGCCGCCCCCCCGACCUGCCACGGGGCCCUGGGACGGACGCGGGCAGCCCCACUGCCAUUUGGGGGCCGGGGUGGCCUCUGGCUCCGCGGGGCAGCUGGGACCAUGGGGGUGGCAGUGUGACCUAGCCUGGGGGGGGGCCCUGGGCCCGGACGCCGCGGUGGGGGUGUCGCUGCCGGCCCCCAGCAUCUCCCCGGGGGCAGGCUGAGCCCCGCGGGAGGUGCCGGGUCCCGGUGAACGUCCUGCAGCAGCUCCCGCCAUCGUCUGUGCCGGGGACUCACCCGCCGGGGGCCGGGGUGCGGGCAGGGUGCGGUGCAGGCGGGGCAGGGUGCCGGUGGGCCAGCGUGCCGGCUGAGCCGGAGCGACGGGUGCUGCCGGGGAGGGCGAGCGCACCGGGACUCGGCGGAAGAGCCAAGCUGAACUCCUCUCGCCGGCUCUGCUGAAGGCCUGGGUAGGGCGUGGGGGGGACAGGGGGCCCCGAUAUACACCCCCCCACCCCCCACACACACACACACACAUACACACAUACACACACUACUGGGAUAACGCUGCUGAUCUGGGGAAAACUCCCGGUUCCUCCCGCCGCACCACGCCACCCGUUCCCGGGGCAGAGCCGGGGCUGGUCCCCCCCCCCCGGGUUUCCUGUAGCGUUAACGAGGCCUCUUUGCGCAA